Messenger RNA from Spirometra erinaceieuropaei, 11233 nucleotides. NCBI's taxonomy places the organism in Eukaryota, Metazoa, Platyhelminthes, Cestoda, Diphyllobothriidea, Diphyllobothriidae. The record is from the annotation of a GenBank genome assembly.
AUGCUGGAGCCCACAACGGAAAACUCAGAAACGAAAGUUUACGUUGAACCAGUGCGUGCCUGCAUAUCUGUCAGAAGAGAGUUUUGUUUUGCCUCACUUUGCUCUACUUUUUAGCAACACCUUUCACUAAAGUAUAUGCAUGUCUUAGCUAAAGAACUUGACUACUUUACUGCCAAGACAGAGACUGCUAUUAUAGCAUUAGUACCUAAUUUGCGGAGAGAAUGCAGCGUCUAGGCAACGAGCAUACUCAGGGCACCUCACUCAUCAGGUCAAGCCUCUGAUAUCAGGAUAAAUUUAAAGCAUUUUUUCCCCGGUAUGAAUUGAAAACAAGCAUGCACAGCAGAAUUUAUUGGGGCCAACAAAUUUCGUGACGGCUUUUCAACUGCAACCUGCCUCUGCAUAACAUAGGUAAACGAAUGAAAGCGCACAGCAGUAUGAAUUUGUACAGAAUGGCAGUGCAUAGGAGCAAGGUCAAAGUUCAAAAUAAUCAAUAAUCAGAUAAGACGUCCACAUAAGCAUCAAAAAGGAAAAAAGGGAAGACGGAAUGUUAACAACAAAUCACAGUCAGAGGAAAAUAGAGGAGUGAGAUUACCAGGGCAAUUGCAGAUUGAUCACGUGAUCUAACUGCUUGCACAGGUCUGGGCAAUACCUACAUUUUAAAAUCUUUGCGCCAAUACAAUGGAAGCGUAAUCUAGUACAUACUCUUUUUCAAAGAGCGAGAAAUAUUUGCUCCAGGGAGACCAUAGAUACAGAAACUGCCGUAUCAAAGAAGCCUUACUUAAUCGUGGUUAUCCUGCACGCUUCAUUCAGAAGUACAGCAACCAUUUGCGGCCAAAUUUGACGGAACAGUCCGUUCCGAAGAAGCCCGUUAUAAUAUGUCUACAUUUUAAGGGUGACAACGUCUCAAACACAAUCAAGCGACGCUUGCGUUGCACUAUAGAAAGAACGUACAGCGCAGCAGAGCUUAUCUUCAUCAGUUCCACAAAAAGCCUUCCAAUUAACCGGGCAAAGGAUGCCUUGCCAUUGCACGCCACCCCCAAUUGUGUGUAUGAAUUCACAUGCACUUGUGGAUGCAAGUACAUUGGGCGAACGCAAAGGCAAUUGGCAACCAGGGCCGCUGAGCAUUUGCCUAAUUGGCUUUUCAAACACGAAAAUAGAACCCCCCGUUCGUCUAUAACGAAACACCUGUUAGAUAGCGGUCAUGUUGUCGACCCUAAAGCAUCCUUUCGAGUACUUGUCCGUGCACGUACAACUCGAACCUUACGUUAUGUGGAAGCAGCAUACAUACGGAGAGAGAAACCAGACCUGUGCAAGCAGUUAGAUCACGUGAUCAAUCUGCAAUUGCCCUGGUAAUCUCACUCCUCUAUUUUCCUCUGACUGUGAUUUGUUGUUAACAUUCCGUCUUCCCUUUUUUCCUUUUUGAUGCUUAUGUGGACGUCUUAUCUGAUUAUUGAUUAUUUUGAACUUUGACCUUGCUCCUAUGCACUGCCAUUCUGUACAAAUUCAUACUGCUGUGCGCUUUCAUUCGUUUACCUAUGUUAUGCAGAGACGGGUUGCAGUUGAAAAGCCGUCACGAAAUUUGUUGGCCCCAAUAAAUUCUGCUGUGCAUGCUUGUUUUCAAUCAGGAUAAAGCUAAAGGCACCAAAUGGGGGGAUUUCAUUGUGCGUGGAACUCUCAGUUGAUGUUCUCGGCCGCAGUACCCACUGGUGAGGCCAGGAUGUGUGUGUUGCUCCUAAAACGAGCCACGCGGUAGAGGCGCUGGACCAACGCGGGGGUUGGAUUGGGGGUCCGGCGGGCCUUAUCGGGAAUGCGUAACCAUAACAAAUGUCAACAUUCGGGGGUGUGGCGGGAAGCCCGGCUGCAGACACACAUCGCGCCAGUUGGUAUCUGUGCCGUCCCCUAUUUUUGUUGUGGUAUAGAAUUUUGGUCAGUAUCCGUUGUGGACUAGGGGUAUGGUGGUACACUCAGGUGUGGGUUUAAACCGUGCCAGCCGCCUGCACCAAUUUCCGUUUCUGCUCUUGACUCUGUCUUGGCGCCGGAUCCAGGUGGCGGAGGAAAGGGUGUGGUAGGUGUUGCGUAAGCCUACAAUCAUUAUAAACAAAAUCAGGCGAAAGUCAUCGUCCCUGUUCUCAUUCUGCUGUGGAGCACAGGGUGGACAUCGUCAGCAACGACGGGCGAACCAUCGUGUGCGUGUAUGCAGUCAGCGUCAAGCCGUGUCCGAAAGAAGGCUAGGCAGUGCUGUCAACUGCUUUGAUUGGUUUGCUGGAGCAGGUUCAAGUGUCCGUGUCCAAGUCGUGUGUGCUACUCUGGCCGAAGCGUGGCAUUUUCAAGUAGGAAAUAAGCAACUCUGGUCGUCUGAAUCGGCCCAUGUGCACCUGUUGCAGCCGGUCAGACUACAAAAACUCAAAAACUGCAUGCAGCGAAAGCGAAUGACUUUUGCGCACCGGCACGUCGAAAAGGACGCUAGGUAUCGUAUUAUUGGCCGUCAGCAAGCAGGAUAGCAGAAGCACAGCAAGUCUACUUUUCUUACUGAUCUGUUUUUUUCGCAAGUGUAGUAUGUCCGCGAGCAGGUCGAACGAUGCAGAUGUCGCUGUCAAACCCCUAACUCUUCCAGCAUCCCAGCAGGCGUAAUAUCUACAGGCCUAUUGCGUUCGACGUACUUGCCUUGAGUAUGCUGCUGACAAAGGCCGGGGCGCUAUAAUGGACAUUUCUGGCUUUUCUACUGUCGUCAGCUGGCCCCUCCUCCAAACACAAACCUGGGAACUCGAGGUUAUAAGUUGAGAUUUUUGGUCACCUAAUAUUUAGGAAAAAGCGCUGCCAUUGACAGAACCUUCUGACGGUUGGGAUUGGCAACAUUAAAGUUACAUGGAAGUCAUACUCGCCGAUCCUGGUUAGAAGAUGGAGCCUUACUCUGAUGCCCCAGACCAGGGUCCACACAGGCGGAGGGUAUACAGCUAAACUUGGGGCAACUUUCCUUGCAAAAAUAGACUUACUUUAGUUCAUCUGCCCGUCUGUUUCGGCCACAUGAGGGAAUAUGAACUGUGUUCAUUACCGCACUGUCUCCAAACGAGUCCUCUGAAUUUAUUAUAAACGCCAAACAUCAUUUGUAUUAGUCGUUACUACCAGGGUUUGUUAAGACUUAACCCCGUAUUAAAUCUCUUUAAGCUAACCACCUGCGUCCUCAAAAAGUGUUUUUCUAGUGGUAACAUCCCUCGUUAAGAUGAAGAACACCCAUGCUGGACUUUGAAUUUAUGCAAGGCCGAUUUGCCGAUUACAAAGCGAUACUUUGCUUGCGUGUCCGGCUUAGUCAAAUCACCCUACCUCUACAGAUUGCGCGUUGAUUUGAAUUUUAGAAAACUGGACUGGUUCUCGAGGCCUACAAGCGCCUUCAAGUUAGCGUUUAUGUGCGCCAGGCCAAAGGCAUGAGGUGAGUUGUGCUUUAUCAGCUGUUGUUUAAACUGAAUAACAGAAAUUGACCCUAAGCUAGAUUAGUUCUGAUCUUAAGGUUUUUUUCAAGAUAAGCCAAGGAUUAAUAGUUUGUAGACUGCCGAUACUGUCGACGAAACGGUCGCGGUUUCUGAGUCCUUUGCGUUAGGCCCCCUUCUGAGAAGUUUCUAACAUUUAAAACGGCGGUAGCUUUGCGUCCGCCUGGCAACAGAUUACUGUACCCCACUCAAAAGAAGAAGAGGCGUUCACCGGGAGGGGUUGAUUGGAGGUCCGGCGUUUCGAGUAGUUGAUUCGUCUAUUCAUCUUCAGAGACUGGAAAGUCCUGCGCACAGCUCCCCUUAUAUGGCGCACUUUGUUCAAUGCGUGACGCGCCAAUGCCGCCUGUGUGGCUGCAUCCAACCCGCAUGUCACCGUGACCUGAAUCGCCCCCGUCGGCCGCGGUUCCUAUUCUCAUGUCCUAUUUAGGAGGCCAUAUAAGUCAGUCUUAAUGUCUAUUGGAUUAUCGAAAAAGGUCUGAGUUGUUUUGCGGUGCCAUGUACGCAUUAGGACGCCGGUCGCCUGACAUCGACUGCGGUGUAGAUUUUGCUGUGCUGCCUCCAGGCGAAUGUCUCGAAUGCAGAAGGUAAAAGAUCAGUCAGUUUAUUGAUCAACACCGCGAAAGCGCAGUGGUCUGACUUGCAAUGGCUCCGCCAAACCAGUAGGGAUUUUACCUGACCCUCGACCAGGUUGCAUUCCUUACUGCAUCGAUGACAUCGGGCUGUUAACAUCAAGCUCUGAUGACUUACAAAAUAUACUGUAAAGGAUGAAUAAGGCAGCCAAGUCGGGCUUUUUACGCAUCAGCACUGGGAAGACAAGUGCUUUCGAGCUGCAGGUGUGAUCAGGAGAGGGUACUCCCCCGAACUUACAAACUCUCAACCUGAGAACGUCGAGGAUUUCAAAUGUCCUGAGAGGAGACAGUGCCAAGUGAACGGACUAGGGCAAGGUUUUUACAAGUCGCUGACGAUGCCUUGUAUUUAUCACCAUAAACGUUAGUGAAUUCCGAGCCCCUAUUAAGUCAUUUCUUCCCGUACGAUUGUGAAUGCUGAGCUCUGUCCAUGAAGGACGAGGUAAUACUUGAUGAAUUUGAUAAUCGCUGCCUGAAAUCGAUCCGAUUCCACGAUUCUUGAGUCUCUUUGGUGGUUAAUGAGUCUGGACGGCAUGCCGGUAAUGACCAUUGCCAUGGUCAUGACCGUCCAUUGUUCCGGCCUAAAAUGAAUUCAGCAAAACGGCAGCGGUUUGGUCUGGCGAAUGUCGCCACUCACCUUUUCUGUCUAUAUAUAUGUUGGGCAAGACUGACUUUUAUGCCCCCUUAUACAGGGCAUGGAAAUAGGAAGGUUCCGCCCAAGUAAUAAUUCCGGAACGGGCAAAUAUUUCUGUGUCUUAACCCCAACACUAACUCUAAUAUAAAGUUAAACCGUCGCCCUAAUCUUGGCCCUAACCUUACCCUGAACCUUAACUCUGCAGUUAACACUAGCCCUCAUCUUUACUAUAAACUUCAUCCCGAGUUACCUUAGCGCUAACUUUAAGUCUAAUUUUAAAGCUAAGUCAGUUUUACCGUCUGUUGGAUUCUCGAAAAAGGCCUGAGUUUUUUGGCGGUGUCGUGUGUGCAUUAGGACGCCGGUCGCCUGACAUCGACUGCGGUGUAGAUUUUGCUGUGCUGCCUCCAGGCGAAUGUCUCGAAUGCAGAAGGUACAAGAUCAGUCAGUUUAUUGAUCAACACUGCGAAAACGCAUGAGUUGUCCAGUUCUCAUAUCACUGGUCAGGGGGGGGGGGGAACGCCGGCACCACAGCCGGCAGCCUGAAGAAGUGGACAAUUUCAUAUAUCUGGGGUAGACUUUCUACCAGAUGAGCUGGGUAAAGGCGAAACCGCUAACCAAACUCAUGCUGCUUGUAGAGUUUGGCAAGCCUUUGUAAAUGUCUAUGUGCUCACCGCGAUAUUCCCAUCACCUGCAAACGCUGCGCCCCCACUCUGUCCUAAUUCCUGUACGCUCGUGAAUUACGCGUGGCGGAAAAUGCAGGUGCUUAAACACCUCAGCUUGAGAAUCAUCCCGCCACUGACUUUGUCUUGAAUCGAAAUGCCAACAAAUCGCUGUGACAACAUGGUGAGGACAUCAUAGGUAAUCCAAGGAUGACGUUUGGACACGCACCCUUCGUAGGUGGCCUCGUGAGUUCAAUGUCGCUGCCAAACUGGACACGGUUAGUUCUAAGCCAAACUCGAGACAGCCAUCUGGACAUGGAGGGGACCCCUGGGCAUUCGAUAUAAUGCAUUCGCUGUGCUCUGCAGAUGUGAUGUUGCAGAUCGUCAGGCGUAGAGAGCUGCAUUUACACGACAUGACUGAGAUCAGUUACCUGUUGCGUGAUUUCAGUUCUACCAAUAAAGAGGCGAAGUAGUAGUUUUUUUUAAUAAAAGUAAGUAAACAAGAAUACGAAAACUUUGUUGCAUACAUCUUACGCGUACGUGUGUAUCCAGCAGAAAGUUGGACACGUAGGUAGUUUGAAUAUGCAUGUGUCCCGACCGCUUACCUCUCCUCUGACCUUAAAUUUGCAGUGACGCCUUCAAGAAUUUCACCAAGCCAGUCUUCUUCCCUCUGGCAUGGUUCGAAGAAGUAAGUCCGAAGUUAUAAAAAUUGAUUAAAAUUACUGCAUCGUUUUCACCUGGUCCCCUUCUUAAUGCAUGAAUAAUUUCAUCUGUGUCUCCUCUGUACGAGCUAGCACAUAUCGCUAUACGAACAUACGCCAGCCUUUUUGUCAUCCAUUAAUCUAAGUAAUUAAGACCGGAAACUCUAACACCCUAAGGUUAAACCGGUGUUCACUCGACCCAAGUGUGAAAAACUCGGAGGCCUCGGUCGGAAUCGGACCCAUAACAGCGGUUAAUUUGGCCCAAAUGUAGUUAACCUCACGGCUCCCGAUCGGGACCUCGGGGUUCACGUGGUUAGAGUUUUGGCUGUACUCAAACCCUGCCUUUGCUCUCGUGGGUUCGAAUCCUACCGAGGCCGACGAGUUUACUACAGUCGGAUCAAAUGAAUUAUUCAUAUCUGUAAAAAAUGGCUGACUAUCGACGAGAGAAUUACGACCCCCGAAAGCUAAGAAAUACUCACUUUUUCCCCACAACGUCGUUGCAAAAAGAUGCGAUUAUUGCAGAAUGGUAUUACCGACAAAGACAAGGGAGACUGGAAUGGCCAUUUCUGGCUUAUUAGCCGUCGUCAGCCGGUCACAUCCGACCCCGAAGUGUGAAACACCAGAGGCUCGAACUCGCGACCUGCUCGUUAGAAGUCCGCGCCGCUAACCACUGGGCCACGAGCACGUUGUCUUUUCGGUUUUCGAUCGGGAAUAUACAGUAGUAGAGGGACGCCCACCGGAACGUUCUUUACGAAACUCACUCGUUCCGCUAGUUCGAGCCUCUAAUGUUCCACACUUCGGGGUUGGGUAUGACUGGCUGACGACGGCUAAUAAGCCAGAAAUGGCCAUUCCCGUCUCCCUUGUCUUUGUCGGUAAUAAAAUGCUGGCCCUAUCAUACGCCGCUGUGCGGCUGUUGGUUGGGCUCUAAAGAGAGCCCAUAAGGCACAACGGAACGAGUGAGUUCCGUAAAGAACGAUCGGUGAGCGCCCCUUAAACAGAUGCAGUUAUCCCUACUGUGAGCCUCAACGCAGUCGCUGUCGUUCGAGGUCGGUCUGUCUUGGGUGAAUCCAGAGUGUGGAUAGGAAAACCUUGGGAAUAUACUAUGGGAGUAGUUUUUUUUUAAAUGGAAGACACUGUUCAUUGUGGGCGUCCACUGGCCACGAGGAGUGAAAAUAUUCAGUUUGACUUAAAUCAGUCAGUCAGAAUAGCAAUUAUUUCGCAGGUUCAGCAUUCAAGACAACUAAAUUUUUGUCGCAAAAACGUCGACCAUUUGGUGACUUUUGAUGAUCCACAUAGCAUGCAUAGGGUAAUACUGAGUGUUACUGUUCGCAAUGCGUCGGUCGUUGUCAAUUGAGAUAUUCCGCCAUAUGCAAGAGUGUACGGAUUCUCAUAAACCCACUGUGAUAGUCACUAUGUCGAUUGUCUUUUUCACGGACCCUCCCGGCAGCAAGAGUUCAAGCCUUGCUUUCGACCAACCCCGUCUUACGCGAGGAAGGUAAGGAUAGGCUACCAGCUCAGACCACCUCCAUGUGCAUUUACUCCUUUACUUGCUCCUGUAGAGCAGGCUACAUUGGUCGUACGAGUCGGCGUCUAUCCGCAAGAAUACGAGAACACCUGCCGGCAUGGCUGAGCAAGGGUGAAGUUAAGAGCGUACAUAGCUCCGUCCUAGCACACAUGGUCGAUUCUGGGCACCGUGUGGAUCCCAACGAAGCCUUCCGUGUGAUUUACAGGGUUCCACCUAACUGGGUCAGCGCUUACUAGUAACAACAGAGGUAACUGUCAUCAGACUAUAGAGGCCGGUCCUGUGCGCGCAGAAGAACCUCUUGCACGCUCCGCGUCUGCCGUGGUCAUAAAUGGAUUAACUGUAUGCAUGUCGCCACGCCCCUGCCCCUUCCCCCUGCCUUAUGACACGACUCAACCUAACCCUCACUGUCACUGAUGGCCUCCUCUCCCCCCCCCCCGCUCUAUUCACAUACCCCGUUUAUAUGCAAGGACGAACCGUAAUCGAUUGCACUUAUCACUCACACAUUCACUUUGUACAUCUUUCCCAUAUAAAUGUACAGGCCCGAUGUGAAUUUAUCGAAAGCACGCUUAAGCCCGCCAAAUGCUGUUCUGAAUUUUUUCUAGAUAGUUAACCUGACAACUCUGACCAAGCCGUGCUCGUCAAUAAUACUCUUUUUAAUAACAAAAAGGACGCGGGUCCGAUCCUCGGGUGUUCCAGAAUCCCGGGGCUGAGUAAGGCUGGCUGACCAGAAAGGGCCAUCCUAGUCACCCUUGUAUUUGUUAGUACCCUCCCUCUACAUCCACUACUGGUCGUUGUACGACUGUCUCCGGGGCAUUAGAUAAUAUCCCAAAGCACCCGGGACGAGCAAAUGAGGCAUGCGUCAAUUGGCAACUCGACUUAGAUGCUGUAUACGCACAAAAUUUCAGUCAGAACUGAAAUCCAGCAGAGCCAGUGCCGAAGAGUUGACAAAAUACGAUUGACGCGCAUUGACGCAGACUUCGGCCAACCGCAGAGUCACUUGCUAUAGACACGGCCAAAUAGCUAACCGCUUUUGUACAUGACCCAUACGCAGUUUGAAGACGAAGUGCGGAACCAGUCUCAGAGGUUUACGCAAUAAAGCUUAUUUUAGUGACUUUUCUCGGGUCUGCAGAAUUGUAGAAACUCAUAUCUACUCUUAUUUUGUUCGCAAAGAAUCUCAGCCAUAUUCACUUAAGUUGUUUUGAGAUGCCCCUUUUCAAAUACUCACGCAUAUAUAGUGUUUAAAACCCCCCGAAGAAGACGAAUAAGAAGAAAAGGCGGUUCCGUGAACCGGGUUUUAUUCAUGCUGACGUUUCGGAAACUCCCUCGUGAGUCGUUUGCUGGCUUUUCCUGCUAACCUUGAUUUGUUCAGCCUUACCGCACGCCUCGUAUUAUGGUGGAGGGUUGAAACACAAGAAAACCGUAUCCUUGAGAAAAUGCCAGACGUCCAUUUCCAUAGUUAGGUGUUCUGUGCGGUAAUUUGCGUGCUCAUGUUUCAGCAUCUUCUUGCAACCUCGUUCUUCACAUAUGCUCUACCAGUCCACACGUGCUUGGUGUUUGACCGUCUAUGUCCUCUGUACAUCUUCUUACUCCCAUAUAUACCGAGGUUGUCCUGAAUGCAGGCUCAUUUUUCCAAUUUUCGCAGAGUGCAGUUGCUGACGCUGCGUCGCUGAACAUGCUCUACAAGAACCUCUACGUGAUGCCAAAGGUCAUGAACAUUGUCCUGCUCGUUCUCUUCGGACUCUUUCUGGCCCUUUUUGUGGCGCUUCUCCUGGUCUUGAUUGUUCAGGCCUUUUUAUUCUGCUGCACACCCAGGAGACCCACCGGCAAGGCCGCCGCAGGAGUUUCUUGGGUUGCGGAUGACGUCCGUUACCAACCAGUCAGUAAGGGUGCCUCACAAGGGGUAAGUACUCGCAUAGCUCUCCCCUUCGUCCACCCUCUCCCCACUAAACGGACAAAAGAUGGUUUAAAGACGCCAUUUUCAUUUAAUAUCCGUCCCCUAAAGGACCUAUGUACACAGAGUCGACUUCGAUUAUACGCUUCCGCUUACUCAGUGCAACCACAAUUUUCAAUCGAAAUACGGAAACUGGUUAGGUUGGCGCUUAUCUACUGCACGUACGGCUAUGACAUAAAAUCGGACCCAAUUAUCAAUCGAAAUUCGGCGACUGGGAACUCCUCUGUCAUCCACACUGUACCACUCCAAGACAAUAUCUUUUUCUGAAAAAACUGGACUUAUUGAGAGCAUGCUAAGCCAUUAUCGCAAAGUCGAUUCUGUCUGCCGUAUACAGUGCGUGACCGAUUUCAUGAAAUGUUGACCGAAAUUCUAAAAUGCGCUUUCGGUUAGAAGGAUUACUUAGGUAGGGCUGUAAUGUUAAUCUUCACGCGGCAUAGUCCCAUGAUAUUUCGAACUUGCCAGGAUGUCAGUUUUUGAAUGCACCUCUUUUAGACCUCCUACAGAAAGCGCACUCGGUAACAAAUUACUACUUAUGUAGCAUGCAUUUUUCGCAUUGAUUUCUGAUAGUCUGAUAAAUUCAAAUAUAUUUUGUAGAAAACAGGCACAAAAAUAUGCUUCCUUUUACUCGUUUGGUAGAGAAUUACGUCUCCUUCACAUUUUAUGUCCGAAGAAAUAGUAUAUUUAGCUUUUCGAAAAGUUUCUAAUUAUGAUAUUGUUUAAAAUCAUGCAAUGUCCAUUCAUACAGCAUCGUACCUGUCCAUUUGCCAAUACUUCUCAUAAAUUUUACAAAGUAGUUCGCAUUCAUUGCAAAAUUUCAUGAACGUCAUAGGGCAUCUUUUUAAAGACGUAGUGGAGUAUAUGAUUUCUUUUACGCGGAAAGCGUGCACCUUGUAGAAUGAAAUCGCUAAACGCUAAUGCAACGGCUGAUCAGGCUCAAAAUUAUUCGGGAAUUAGGAAACUUUUUCAAAACCUAAAUAUACCAUUUCUUCGGACAUAAAAUGUGAAGGAGACGUAAUUCUCUACCAAACGAGCAAAAGAAAGCAUAUUUUUGUGACUGUUUUCUACAAAACAUAUUUGAAUUUAUAAGACUAUCAGAAAUCAAUGCGAAAAAUGCAUGCUACAUAAGUAGUAAUUUCUUACCGAGUGCGCUUUCUGUAGGAGGUCUAAAGGAGGUGCAUUCAAAAACUGACAUCCUGGCAAGUUCGAAAUAUCAUGGGAUUAUGUCGCGUGAAGAUUAAUAUUACAACCCUACCUAACUAAUCCUUCCUAACCGAAAGCGCAUUUUAGAAUUUCGGUCAACAUUUCAUGAAAUCGGUCACGCACUGUAGUUAUACUAGUGAAUUUUACAGCGUACUUGGUUACUUACCUUGACUGGCUGAAGGCAAUGAACAGUGCCUUCCAAGGGCUCCCAAAAUUUGCGAAGUAGGUGACUCGACAGCGAGUCUGAUCCACAUCCUCUUCCUACUUGCUUCCGUAACUGGAAAUUAUUGCGUCAAUGGCGGUACGAAAUACUUCGCACCAGGGCUUAUUUGGCAUAUGUCGCCGGGAACACUGUGACUUUCGCUUUAAACUGACUUCGAAAUGACUUACAGGGAUUGCCUUUGCCUUCUCUUUAGAUGCCACUGAAUGAAGGUGGAAGCGCCAAGGUCUGA